Molecule: messenger RNA, 312 nt
Organism: Helobdella robusta
Lineage: Eukaryota; Metazoa; Annelida; Clitellata; Rhynchobdellida; Glossiphoniidae
Exons: 4
Coding region: 1-312 (103 amino acids)
Source: RefSeq, a predicted model, not a curated record
AUGUCAGGAGUUUUGGUAUCAGCUUCAGACAACAUUGGCACUCCCGGUUACCGGGCACCCUCGCCUCCUCCUAAGGUCGGCAGUGAGCAUGCUGCCACACAAGUAUGUCUUUACAAUCUUGCACAGCACGCUGAUGCAACCGUCCAUGAAAACAUAAUAGACAAUAAGAUGCGCCAUCGAUCUAACCGGCUGCCAGAAAGUUCGAACACUAUCUGUCCAAAACUCAAAGAAUAUUAUAGGCCGUGCACUCGUGAUGCGGUGCUAGCACAUGCUUUCAAAGUAGACGAACCAUGCGUGGAUGUCGUGUGGUGA